AGGUAUGUAUGUAAGUAUGAGAAGAAGAAGCUGGAGAUGGAAGUCGAGAUCAACGCCCGGAAAUGACGUUUUACCCCAUUGAGGCAGGCCUCUAGGGCUUAGGGCACGGGGCGGGCAUGGGCGGGCGGCGGCUGGGCUUCAGUUCUUUCCCGCGGCAUCUUAUCUCUAGUUAAGUGUUUAUCGACCUUGCUGUUGUCUAUCUUCUUCCCCAGCUGGCUGGUUUGCUCCCUCAUUCUCUUCCCUUCCUUCUCUAUCCUUCCUCCACGCCCACCUUCUCUUUUUCUCUUCUUUAUUAUCAUCUUCGCUCCUUUCGCUUCCCGCCAUGGCUGCUGCGGGAGUCUCUCAGGCCAGCUCCCCGCGCUUACCCAGUCCGCCCCCAUUCACGGAGGUUCAGAUCGGGCCCAAGUCGCCUUCGGUCGGCGAGUCCUUCGACUCGGAGACCGAGCAAUUGCUGGGCGCUUCGCAAACCGCCGAGGAUGGCUCAACUCGCCGCAUUCGCCCGGGCACCCGCGCCAUUGAUAUGGCUUUUGGUCCGCCGUUGGUCCCUCUUUCGCAGCUCGAUUCCCCCUUUCAACUUCAGGAACAUCUCAAGGCCCUCUACAAUCAUUUCACGCGACCUGAAGGCUCAGACACCAUCAUUCCCAUCAGCCGCGAUGUCGCGAUCCAGCUGGCGGAGCCGCCGGACGGCGUCGACCGCUCGCUCUGGCUGUACGAACUUUGCCGCUUCCUGACCAUGAAAGCCAACAACCUCAUCGUCGCCUUCUUCGCCGACUCCCCCCCUUGCUCCGCACAGACUUGCCCCGAGAUGCGAGCCUCGGAAUGGCAGUAUCUCUGCGCCGUCCACGAUCCGCCCAAGGCAUGCUGCGCCAUCGACUACUGCUGCCACACCCUCGACUGGGCCACCAACAUCCUCACAUCGCCCAAAUACUUUCCCAGUCGGCUGACGUUGGGCGCGGAGGGUGGGGGCAGCGCCCAGGCGAGCAUGCGGCACCUGACAAAUAUCUUCCGCCGACUGUAUCGCAUCUUCGCGCAUGCCUGGUUCCAGCACCGGGAGGUUUUCUGGCAGGUCGAAGGACACGAUGGACUCUAUAUCUUCUUCAAGACCGUCUGUGACAUGUACAGUCUUAUCCCGGAGGAUAAUUAUACGGUGCCGGCGGAAGCGGAGGGACUGGAUGUUCAGCCACACCCGGCGGCCGCGGCGACGACAGCUUUCGAGCAUGGUGAUGGGCGGAGAGUGACGAUCCUGCGGAAGGAUAACGAGCCGUUCCCCGGCCCCAUGGAGCCACCGUCGAUCAGCACGGGCGCCACCACGAGGCGCCACAAGGGAAGCUCGUCGAUCAGCUCCGGGGUGACUACCAUUAAUGAGAGCGCUGAGGAUGAUGACCAGCCGAAGCAGCAGGCCGUCGCGGCGGCUACGGCUGCAGUAGCUGCCGCUGCCGCUUCUGCUGCUGCCGUUGGCGGUGGUCAGAGCAAGCCGGAGCCCGCACCGCAGGCUCCUGAAGAACCCCAGCAGGCUGCUGAGCAGACGUCACGCGGUAGUCCUGCAUCGCAGGUGACCGUUGCUGAGGUGCACGACGAUGAACAGGGGGCUAAGCCACAGACUGAGAGCGACACUGAAGCUGCAGCUGUAGCCGAAGCUGCUCCGGAGUCCGCAGCCGAGGAGCAGACAGAGAACACCGAAGCAGAGGUCAAGGCCAACACGGAUGAAGCUCCGACAGAGGAAACCUCGGCGGAAAAGCCGUCAGCGGCUGACGAGCCCUCUAUAGAGACUACAGAGGCCGAGCCCGCGCAGAAGGCGUAGGGCUGCGCAAUUUGUUUCCUUUUCAUGUGAUGGCUUGUGUCUAUACCACGGUUGUAAUUUGUGUCGUUUUGGUACCAGGAGAGGGAUGUAAUAUACGACUCGAGCGAG
Messenger RNA from Aspergillus homomorphus CBS 101889, 1909 nucleotides. Its product is annotated as Mob1 family protein. The record is from RefSeq and is a predicted model, not a curated record. Bases 323 to 1801 code for a protein of 492 amino acids. The transcript has 2 exons. Gene Ontology annotation, cellular component: cytoplasm. Lineage: Eukaryota; Fungi; Ascomycota; Eurotiomycetes; Eurotiales; Aspergillaceae.